Manis pentadactyla (Chinese pangolin) is the source of this 1100-nucleotide messenger RNA. Its product is annotated as olfactory receptor 1J1-like. The record is from RefSeq and is a predicted model, not a curated record. Gene Ontology annotation, cellular component: membrane. NCBI's taxonomy places the organism in Eukaryota, Metazoa, Chordata, Mammalia, Pholidota, Manidae. Gene Ontology annotation, biological process: G protein-coupled receptor signaling pathway. The coding region runs from base 16 to 960 and encodes 314 amino acids. Gene Ontology annotation, molecular function: olfactory receptor activity; G protein-coupled receptor activity. The transcript has a single exon.
AGGUAACAGCCCAGUAUGGGGCCAGAAAACCAGAGCAGCGUGUCCGAGUUCCUCCUCCUGGGGCUCCCAGUCCCCCUGGAGCAUCAGGGUGUGCUCUUCGCCCUGUUCCUGGGCAUGUACCUGACCACAGUGCUGAGGAACCUGCUCAUCAUCCUGCUCGUCAGGCUGGACUCACGCCUCCACACCCCCAUGUACUUCCUCCUCAGCCACCUGGCCCUCUCUGACGUCUCCUUUGCAUCCAUCACUGUCCCAAAGAUGCUGAUGAACAUGCAGAGGCAGUGCCGAUCUAUCACAUAUUCUGGGUGCAUUUCACAGGUGUAUUUCUAUAUAUUCUUUGCUUGUCUAGACAGCUUUCUUCUCACAGUGAUGGCCUAUGACAGGUAUGUGGCCAUCUGUCACCCUCUCCACUACACCAGCAUCAUGAGGGACGAGGUGUGUAUCCUCCUUGUGGUUGGGUGCUGGUUGUUUUCUUUUGCCCGGGCUCUGAUGCACACCCUCCUUAUGAACCACCUGUCCUUCUGUGCAGGGACGAUCAUUCCCCACUUCUUUUGUGAUCUUGCUGUUGUGCUCAAGUCCUCCUGCUCAGACACCUCCCUCAAUGAGCUGCUCAUCCUCACUGAAGGCGGAUUAGUCCUCUUCCUGUUAGUGAGUGGGAUCUUAGGCUCAUAUAUCCACAUUACAAUCAUCAUCCUGAAGGUCCCCUCCCUCCAAAAAAUCUCCAAAGUCUUGUCUACAUGUGGCUCUCACCUCUCUGUAGUGCUUUUAUACUAUGGGACAAUUGCAGGUGUUUACUAUUUCCCUGCAUCAGGGAAGUUUGAAGACAAGAACAUAAUUUCUUCUGUGAUGUACAUGGUGGUCACCCCCAUGCUGAACCCCUUCAUCUACAGCCUGAGGAAUAAUGAUAUGAAACGUGCUCUUCAGAAAAUAUUCAGAUCCAAGAAUGCCCCCUGGGGUCAUUAAUUCAAUCCCCCUGUGCUGGGCACUCAUGGGAGCUGUAAAGUAGCUCUCCUUUAAAAGAUGUAACUUGGACAGCUCUUGUGCCCACAAUCUCCCAUUCUCAAUUUAUGUCUCCUCUCACCUUCUCUUCACCUGUUUGUUUA